Necator americanus (New World hookworm) is the source of this 276-nucleotide messenger RNA. RefSeq lists its product as uncharacterized. Lineage: Eukaryota; Metazoa; Nematoda; Chromadorea; Rhabditida; Ancylostomatidae. The coding region runs from base 1 to 276 and encodes 91 amino acids. The transcript has a single exon. The record is from RefSeq and is a predicted model, not a curated record.
AUGAAGAUCGCCUUCUGCCUUGCCAUUGUUGCCUUAACCUACUACCUCGCGUUUGCUGAACCGAUCAUGUCGAAGCACCUCGCUGUGCGAGUCAAGAGACAAGAUCUUGGUGCAAGCCAACCAACGGGUGCCAGUCUACAGUCGGGAACUGGCGGCACAGCAGCAGCCGCUGGCUCUGGUUCGGGAGCUGGUACCGGUGUCGGAUCCUUCAGCACUACAUCCGUUUCGAUGUGCUGUUGUGUGGUUUGCUGUUGGUUCAACUUUUGUUGCUGCUGA